CAGCAGCCUUCAUUCGGACUGGACGGAGGUUCAACCAUGCGCUGCUCCACCCUACUCGGCAUCCUCACGGGGGUGCUUCUCUACUUGGUGCUGGGAGCCGUGGUGUUCCGUGCUUUAGAGACUCCACGACAGGAGGGAAAGCACAAUCAUCUGCAGGACACACGCCGGGACUUCUUGUUGAACUUCACGUGCAUGGGCCCAGAAGACCUCCAGACCCUUAUAGAGGAAGUAGUGGAGGCCGUUGGUGCUGGAGUGGAUCCCAGCAGCAACUUCACCUUCGUCAGCCAAUGGGAUCUGGCCAGUGCCUUCUUCUUCUCAGGAACCAUCAUCACAACCAUCGGUUUUGGAAACAUCUCCCCCAAGACAGAAGGAGGGCAGCUGUUUUGCAUUUUCUACGCCCUGGUGGGAAUCCCGUUGUUCGGUAUCCUGCUCGUUGGAGUCGGAGACCAUCUGGGUACUGGGUUGAGGAAAGCUGUUGGCAAAAUAGAGACUCUCUUACGGAAAUGGCGAGUUAGCCCGACCAUCGUACGAGUGAUCUCUGCCGUCCUGUCCAUCCUGCUGGGCUGCCUGCUCUUCGUUGCAUUGCCUAUAUUCGUUUUCCAAGAGGUUGAGCAUUGGACUCUUCUUGAGUCGGCCUACUUUGUGGUAAUCACCCUGACGACGGUGGGGUUCGGAGAUUAUGUUGCAGGGGAUUCUGGAAAUGGGGGAAGCGAGCACUGGUACAAGCCUUUGGUGUGGUUCUGGAUCUUGCUGGGCCUUGCCUACUUUGCCUCCAUCCUGUCUAUGAUUGGUAACUGGCUUCGAGUUCUAUCUAAGAAGACCAGAGCUGAGAUGGAAGAGCUUCGAGCCCACGCAACGGACUGGACUCAAAAUAUCCAGAACAUGUCGGUGGACUUUCGCAUUGCAGGGAAAAUCGAUGACCCCUUCAAACGGCGUCGACGAAAGCGCCGCCACGGCCCUCGUGUCCAUGGUCACAGUGUGUCAGCUAACGGGGUCCCCGAUGGUAAAGAGGAGCAGCGUGAGAGUCACACAGAGUCUGAGUCUUACUCUUCCUCCUCUUCCUGCUCUAAUGAAUCAGGGUCUGAAUCAGAGUCAGACUCCCAGGCCACUCAGACGGAGCGAGUGCCCGGAGAAAAAACUGCAACAGAGCCUAAAGAGGAGACGACUCUUCCAGAUCCACAGCUGUCUCAGCCUCUGGACUACUUUGGGGAGAACCUGGCCUUCAUCGAUGAGUCUUCAGAUGCCCAGAGUGGGAAACUACACUUAGAUCCUCUGAUUGAUACUUCACAACCAAACUCUGCACGCCAUCGUCCGGCCAGGAGGAGACGCCAAAGAAGACCUGUUCCCCCGAGAAGCCCCAAAAUCAACCGCUCCUCAAACCCUGACAAGAAAGAACCCAAUGGAAAACCAGUUCCAGCUGUGCCAGUAAAGCCUCAGGAUUGAAGCUGAUAACAGGUGCUCACACAAGUAUCACCCUGAGAGAUAUGAGAGAGUAAUUCUCAACAUAGCAAUUAAUGUGUGUAUAUGUACUGCUUACUUACAGACACUUAAAAUUAAAAUGCUGCAGAUGCCUUAGCCACUUGUGGUUUGCUUUUAAUGCAUGCAAGUGUGUAUGCCUCAAUCAGAGAUGAUGAUAUGCCAAUGUUCCCAUUACUUUCUGAGGAGUGACUGCUCUCUACUGGGCCAAAACAGAAAUGCACUUCUACCCCUCUCCACAUGAGGGUUCCCGCCUUUUACUAAUCCAGAAACAAGAAAGAGAGAUAGGUAGUGAGAAGUGUCCACAGUGGUGUGGAGCUCCAGGUUGCUUUGGUCUGAGACAAUAACACUUUAAUCCUGCCAAUCAUUAAACGGGUACUCAAACAGGCUCUUGAACAUUUUUGGUAUGUAACAACUUUUUUAAAUUCUGUGUACAACCAUAAUAUUGGCAUUCUGAUGGCCAAAUGCAUUAAUCCUACUGAACUGCAUAUGUA
This is a messenger RNA of Trematomus bernacchii (emerald rockcod), 1970 nucleotides long. RefSeq names its product potassium channel subfamily K member 4 (gene kcnk4b). The transcript is spliced from 6 exons. The record is from RefSeq and is a predicted model, not a curated record. Gene Ontology annotation, biological process: stabilization of membrane potential; potassium ion transmembrane transport. Gene Ontology annotation, cellular component: membrane. Lineage: Eukaryota; Metazoa; Chordata; Actinopteri; Perciformes; Nototheniidae. Gene Ontology annotation, molecular function: potassium ion leak channel activity. The coding region runs from base 37 to 1443 and encodes 468 amino acids.